Striga hermonthica is the source of this 1419-nucleotide messenger RNA. Lineage: Eukaryota; Viridiplantae; Streptophyta; Magnoliopsida; Lamiales; Orobanchaceae. The record is from the annotation of a GenBank genome assembly.
AUGGAGGCCACAAAUUCGAACGCAAUCGCUCCCACUCGUUUCCCUACACACCAUACAUCCUCGGACAUCCUCCCUCAAGCUCGUAUCCUCUGCGAUAUCGUCGCCACCGCCCCCGUACACGAAGUCGAGGCUCGCCUGGGCGCCGCCCUCAUCCCGCCCGAGCCCGAAAUCGUCCAGCAAGUCCUGAAGCACUCAUACAACACCCCCUCCGCCGCUGCCAAGUUCUUCCGGUGGGCGGGUCGGUCUGCUAAGCACACGGCAUACUCAUGGAACCUCAUGGUGGACUUGCUGGGGAAGAACAACCUCUUCGAGCCUAUGUGGGACGCAAUCCGGUCCAUGAAGAAAGAGGGUUUGCUCACGCUGACAACGUUCGUCUCAGUUUUUGAGAAUUACUGCAUCGCCAGGAGGUUUGACGAGGCUAUUAUGACUUUCGAUGUCAUGGAGAGGUAUGGCGUCACCCCUGACAUCAUUGCCGUGAAUUCCUUGCUGAGUGCCAUGUGCCGUGAGGACAAGCAGACCACCAAGGGCCUCGGUUUCCUUGAGCGGAUAAAGUCUAAAAUACCCCCAGACGCGGACUCGUAUGCCAUCCUCCUCGAAGGCUGGGAGAAGGAGGGCGAUGUAGCCCAGGCCCGGCAAACCUUCGGCGAGAUGGUCAUUCGGGUUGGGUGGAGCCGACAGCACGAACUCGCUUACGAUGCCUUCCUCAGCACCCUCAUCCGCGGGCCCAACACGGAUGAGGCCAUCAACUUCCUCCGCCUGAUUGUGGGUAAGAAAUGCCUGCCAGGCCCACGCUUCCUUUCCAAUGCACUCGACGUCUUCACGAGCUGUAAAUGUAAUGACUCAGCCCGUGCCGUCAUCUUGUGGGACCUGAUGGUUGGGGGUGGGCAUGUCCCGAAUCUCACAAAUUACAACACGAUGAUCGGCUUGCUUGCGAACAACAGUGAUGCUGAAAACGCAUUCCGGCUUCUUGAUAGCAUGGUCUUUCACGGGGCCUUUCCCGAUGACUUGACGUACAACAUGAUCUUUGAGUGCCUGAUCAGGAACAAGAAGACACGGGAGGUGGCGAGGUUCUUUACGGAGAUGGUCAAGAAUGAGAAGGCCCCAACACCAGCAAAUCUGGCAGCGGGCAUCAGGAUUAUGUUUGAAGGAGACGAUCCGGAGACAGCAGUUGAGAUAUGGAAAUAUAUGGUGAAUAAUAACAUCAAGCCGCGCGAUGAUGCGGCAAACGAGGUACUUUUGGGUUUUUGUACCUUGGGGAGGCUGACGGAUGUGAGGAGGUUUGUGGAUAAAAUGAUUGCUGAGGGAAUUAUAAUAUAUGAGGCGACCAUGGUGAAGGUGAAGGCGGCUUGCUACGCGGGAAAAAACAUGCGCGAGGUGUACGAGCACAUCUCGAAGAAGUGGAAAUCUGCGUGCGUUUAG